AUGCUAUUAGCUACAUCGAAGUUGUGCAUCUGUGUUGAUGCAUGUUCAUGUAAAUUACUGGGUCCAAAAAAUGAUAUACGAUCAAUGAAAGUGCAAGCUGUAGCUUCCUUUUGUAAUAUAAAGUUGAAUAUACCUCAGUUCGAAAUAGGAAAAGAUAAUAAGAGUGAAGAAUUUUUGAAAUAUUCCCCAUUGGGUAGGUUACCAGUGUUAGUAACACCAAGUGGGAGCUUAUUUGAAAGUAAUGCUAUAAGUAAAUAUUUGUGCAGUUUGAGGAGAGAACAAAAUUUAUUAGGAAAAGGAGUAUUUGAAGAAGCAGAAGUAAAUAUGUGGGUAGAUUUUAAUACAUAUGAAUUAGAAAUACCAGUAUGUUGUUAUAUUAGUAAUAAAUCGAAUGAAAAAUCGUUAAAGCAUAUUAAAGAUACGUUUACCUGUGUUAAUAAUCAUUUAUUAUUAAAUCAAUAUAUGGUAGGUAAUAACAUAACACUUGCUGAUAUUUUUAUUUGUGUUAUUAUUAGUUUUGCUAUAAAAUCAGGAAAAUUAGAAGAAAGUUUAGUUAAGAAAUAUACAAAUUUGUAUAGGCUAUAUGAUACUAUAUUUAAUCAAAAACAAUUUAAAUAUUUGUUUGCAUGCCCACAAGGUGGUAAAAAAGGAGCCCAAGAAAAAGGUACCAAAGGAAUGGAUAAAGGGACAAAUGAAAAAAAGAAAAAGAAAAAAGGGGAAGGAGAUAAUAGUGAUAAUGAUGAUAACACCAACAAUGCAGGUGAUUUACUAAGUGAUGAACUUACUGAAAAAAAGCAAAAAAAAACAAAUCCUUUAGAUUUGUUACCUGCUUCCACAUUUUCUCUUGAUGACUGGAAAUAUAAAUUUAGUAAUGAAAAAGAUUUACUUAAUAAUGCUAUGCCAUAUUUUUGGAAAGCAUAUGAUGAUAAAGGUUUUUGUUUAUAUUAUAUGAAAUAUGAUAAAUUAGAGGAUGAAUGUCAAAUAUCCUUUGUUGCAUGUAAUAUGGCAGGAGGGUUUUUACAAAGACUAGAAAAUAAUUUCUCAAAAUAUUCGUUUGCUGUUAUAUCAGUGUUAGGGGAAAAUAAAAAUUACGACAUUGAAGGUGUAUGGUUAUUCAGGGGUACAGAAAUACCUUUUGAAAUGAAAGAUCAUCCAUCUUUUGAAUAUCAUAUUUUUAAAAAACUGGAUAUAAGUAAUAAUGAUGAUAAGAAAAUCGUUGAGGAGUACUGGUGUUCCAAAGAGACAAUUGCAGGUAGGCCCCUUGUUGACAGGAAAGUUUGGAAAUAA
Molecule: messenger RNA, 1287 nt
Organism: Plasmodium malariae
Lineage: Eukaryota; Apicomplexa; Aconoidasida; Haemosporida; Plasmodiidae
Product: elongation factor 1-gamma, putative
Exons: 2
Coding region: 1-1287 (428 amino acids)
Biological process (GO): translational elongation
Cellular component (GO): cytoplasm; nucleus
Molecular function (GO): translation elongation factor activity
Source: RefSeq, a predicted model, not a curated record